Fusarium keratoplasticum is the source of this 1221-nucleotide messenger RNA. Its product is annotated as WW domain-containing protein. Bases 1 to 1221 code for a protein of 406 amino acids. Lineage: Eukaryota; Fungi; Ascomycota; Sordariomycetes; Hypocreales; Nectriaceae. Gene Ontology annotation, molecular function: protein binding. The record is from RefSeq and is a predicted model, not a curated record. The transcript has 4 exons.
AUGUCCACCCCAAACUUGGCAUCUCCGGACGCUCGUCCUGAGGCCUCCUCGCCUCCCCUGCCCUCUGGCUGGAUAGCCAACUGGAGCCCCGAACACAAUUCAUGGUACUACGUCUUCACCGCUACCGGCGUGACGCAAUGGGAGUACCCGAGUGCUCCAUCAGAUCAACCACAAUACUCGCCCGCCCCCGACCACCAGAGCCAGCCCCCGUACGACACCGCGGCCGAUACACCAGUUCAGGAUGGAGAUCGUGGCUUGGGGAAAGUUGCACUUGCCAUGGGCGGCGGUUACCUGCUUGGGCACGGGCACAAACAUCAACAGCAUCAACAGCACCAACAGCAUGGGCUGGGCAAGAUGACGCAGUCAAUGGCAAUGGCCGGUGCGGGUGCGAUUGGUGCCAAAAUAUUCGGGUUAUUCGGGAACAAGCAGCAACAGCAGCACCAACCAUCACCACCGCCACAACCGCAAGUACAUGUUUAUCCGGUAUACGUACCAGGCCCCCAAGCAGCCCCCUCACCCGGACCUCCGUCGUAUUACGGACAGCCUCCGCCCGCAGGGCAGAACUUGGGCCACUACGGCCACACUCCGGAUAUGACACCGCCUGCCCAACCCUAUCAUCACGGGGGGAUCCAAUCUCCAGCUACCGGUGGCAUGGGCGCCUUUACGCCUCAGAAUGGACCACCGCUACACAUAUACGGCGCUGUGUUUGCAGACAGGGACGUCACGCAGAUAGUCAAGAGUCUUGUCACCCCUCAGCAGACACUGACACUAUCCGGGGACACACUGGCCGAGAAACUUGGGGAUCCAUGGCCUGAAGCAGAACGAAAAAUGUUCAACGUCUUGUAUUCGUACGGUGAUCGACCUAUGGAGCUUAUCGCAGCUGACACGACCACGGCCAACAUCGAAAUCAAGCACGAGGCUAUAUCGAGAAAACGUAUGGAAUUCUGUCAACCUCCUCCAUCCCGGAUUAUUGCCUGCGUAUGGGGUUAUGAGAAUCCUUUGACCCGAGGAUCCAGCAGCUGGAAAAAGACGGCGAGAUGGAAGGUUCAAAACAGACUCUCGGCCGAGGCGGAUUCUGGGAUUGGGAACCAAGAACGCUGGUCUGCUAUUACAGGACAGAGACUGGAGCUGUCGGGAUCGUCUAUUGUAGAGAGGGUGGCACGAUACGCCUUCCGUGGAACCCUCUUGCGAAGUGGUCGUGAUCGAGCAUGCACUCCGUGA